Messenger RNA from Neoarthrinium moseri, 1518 nucleotides. RefSeq lists its product as uncharacterized. Lineage: Eukaryota; Fungi; Ascomycota; Sordariomycetes; Amphisphaeriales; Apiosporaceae. Bases 1 to 1518 code for a protein of 505 amino acids. The record is from RefSeq and is a predicted model, not a curated record. Gene Ontology annotation, molecular function: DNA-binding transcription factor activity. The transcript has 3 exons. Gene Ontology annotation, biological process: regulation of DNA-templated transcription.
AUGACCAGAUCUACCUCAGACUCGUCCAAGUCGUCCAAGCGCAAGGGUGAGUAUCCUCACGUUGGGUCGACAGUAAGGCCACCGACAUUGACUGGAUCGUUCCCAGGCACCAGGAGCGUUUCUACCUUGACCCCCGCCCAGCUGGCUCGCAAGAGAGCGAACGACCGCGAGGCCCAGCGUGCCAUCCGGGCACGUACCAAGGAGCACAUCGAGAACCUUGAGCGCGAGCUCGAAGAGCUCCGAAGCACGCAGAACCGGGAUGAGACCGUACAAGACUUGCUCAGGAAGAACAGAGCCCUCGAGGAGGAACUCCACAGAUUACGGGAGAACAUGGGAAUCGCUGCAGGCGGUCCCCGCGGCUUUUACCCACCUUCCUACCAGAGUCCCACCCCGCGGCACACUGCCCCAGGCCCAGCUUCAGACUACCCCGGCGUAGACAUGAACGCCUACGACAGCAUGCACAACUCAUCUGACGGAUGGCCGUCCGUUGUGCCGGGCACCAUUCCCUCAACUGUCUCGAGCCCAUCCUCGUCGGGAGCCACUGACGACAUCGGAAGCACAUACUUCCCUACCAGCGCCCCGUCGAUAUUGGACAGACCGGGCCUCUCGUCAGCCAUGAACUCUCCCACAGUCUCAUGCAUCAGCGGCAAGACGGGGUUCGACGACAUCAAGCCAGAGGUUAGACAUCGGGUGCCCGCAACUCAGCAUCCUCUCAGUUCCUCAAGCCUACCAGCAACCUCCGCCAUGGAACAUGUACCCCAUGUACUACCAGGCGUCUCCAACUCUAUGAAUAACUUCGGAGGCGCAGCAUACUGGGAAACACCCGGCCUGAUCACGCCGCCAUUGGACCACAGCGAAACGUUGCUGGCGGGCUACAUCCAUGAUUGUCGCCGCCUGGUGACUAUGGCCGGUGUCAGUCCGCACCCCGAGGUUAUCUUCGGACCCGCCUGUCCCAACAUUAGGCGCCUUAUCGAGACACAUUGGAACCUCGCUUCCAUUGUACAGCAGACGCCUCUACCGGCAUCACCACCACCACAUCCAUUGGUCGAGCUUGCAUCGACCAUAUUCGACAACGAAAACUUGGCCAUGACACUGGAACGCCUUGGGACUUUUGUUCUCUUCCAGCGUAUCCUCGCAUGGCUGAUUCAACCAACACAAGACACUUACAACGCGCUCGGCGACUAUUUUAUACCUCGCCCAAGUCAGCGCACUACCCCGCAUAGUCAAUGGGUAGACCUUCUACUUUGGGGACAACUGCGCGACAGUGUUAUUCAGCGACAGGAAGUUUACGCAAACGCGGAAUUCCGACAGCUGUAUGCCACUAGUCUUCGCGUUCUCAAUUGGUCUGGCGGACCAUCCCAGGCUUUGGUCCCCGACCAUUCUUCCGGGUCAAUUUAUCUGACCAAUUCGUUUAUCAAUCAUGUACUCAACAUUGGGAACUGGGCGCUGGAGGAGAGAUUCUUUCGGCGUUAUCCCGAGCUGAGCGGCAUGGUGCCUAUGGUUAGGCAGGGUUUUUGA